Ailuropoda melanoleuca (giant panda) is the source of this 4118-nucleotide messenger RNA. It is a transcript of the gene EOGT, whose product is annotated as EGF domain specific O-linked N-acetylglucosamine transferase. Gene Ontology annotation, molecular function: protein O-acetylglucosaminyltransferase activity. Gene Ontology annotation, cellular component: endoplasmic reticulum lumen. The coding region runs from base 540 to 2123 and encodes 527 amino acids. The transcript is spliced from 18 exons. The record is from RefSeq and is a predicted model, not a curated record. NCBI's taxonomy places the organism in Eukaryota, Metazoa, Chordata, Mammalia, Carnivora, Ursidae.
UGCGUCCUGCCACGCGCGCCGAGCCCCGGCGCCUGCCCCUGCCCUGGGCCGCCCCUCUGCGGGGUUCCGGCCCGCCUCCCGGCGCAGGCCGCCUCGGAGUGCCGGCGGCUCCCUCGCCCCCUGGCCCGGCUCCCGCGCCCGAGGUUUCCGGUGAGCCGCAGCAGCCGGUUAUGACGACUCCGAGCUCUGGAGCGGCAGCUGUCUCCUCCUCCUCCGCAGCCCUGGCUCCCCCAGCUCCAGGCCUGAGGAAAUCCGGCGAAGGAAUACAGAAGAGGAAGGAACCGCCUGCUUUGUACUGAAGGAAAAGAAAGGAGCGCAGCGCUCAAGCUUCCCUCUGCUGGAGAAAGUGCGUUCACCCAUCGCUGGGGGGGCCUUGCAAGAGGACUGCGCACCAGAACGGCUUUCUGCCAGGCCCCGGGGCUGUGCUUUCAUGCUCCAGCAGCCACCCCCUUCUAGCUUCUGCAAGUAGAUUUCCGAUACCUGAAGCAUCACAACAGCUUCUGCGUGGUUCUGAUAAUUAAAGAGGUUUGGAGGUUGCUAUGUUAAAGCUGCUUGUCCUUGGAGUAUUGCUUCAUGGUGUUUCCCUGAGUGGCCAGGAUGAGUCUCCUCCCAAGGCCGAGGGCAUUCCAGGCGAACCUCUGUUUGACUAUGCCAGUAUCCGCUUGCCCGAGGAGCACAUUCCCUUCUUUUUGCACAAUAAUAGGCAUAUUGCCACCGUCUGUAAGAAAGACGCACGUUGUCCUUAUAAGAAACACCUGGAGAAUCUAAAAUACUGCUGGGGUUAUGAGAAAUCCUGCAAACCAGAGUUCAGGUUUGGCUACCCUGUUUGCACCCACGUGGACAUGGGAUGGACAGAUACCCUUGAAUCCGCCCAGGACAUAUUCUGGAAACAAGCUGACUUUGGGUAUGUGGGCGAGCGGCUGGAGGAAAUGCGUGUGCUCUGCCAGCCUAAGGAAACGCAUGACUCAAGCCUGGUGUGUUCCCGUUAUCUGCAAUACUGCAGAGCCGUCAAUCUCUAUCUCGAUUUAAGAAACAUCAAGAGAAACCAUGACAGAUUUAAGGAAGAUUUUCUCCAGAGUGGUGAAAUCGGAGGACACUGUGCACUGGACGCUCGGGCGUUGGUGUCUCAAGGUCAGCGCAAAAGCCCUCUGCAGUCUUGGUUUGCUGAGCUGCAAAGCUAUACACAGCUCAGCUUCAGACCUUUAGAAGAUGCUAAAUGUGACAUUGUUAUUGAAAAACCAGCCUACUUCAUGAAACUGGAUGCAGGUGUUAACAUGUAUCACCACUUCUGUGACUUUAUCAAUCUUUACAUUACUCAGCACGUUAAUAAUUCAUUCGGCACAGACGUAUACAUCGUGAUGUGGGACACCAGCUCCUACGGAUAUGGUGACCUGUUCUUAGACACCUGGAAAGCGUUUACUGAUUAUGAUGUCAUACAUUUGAAAACUUACGAUUCCAAAAGGGUAUGUUUUAAAGAAGCUGUUUUUUCCUUACUCCCCCGGAUGCGACACGGGCUCUUCUAUAAUACUCCUUUGAUAUCUGGCUGUCAAAACACGGGAUUAUUCAGGGCAUUUUCUCAGCAUGUGCUACACAGACUGAACAUCACACAGGAAGGACCGAAGGAUGGAAAAAUCCGAGUCACCAUCCUUGCACGGAGCACAGAGUACCGGAAAAUACUAAACCAAAAUGAGCUGGUAAACGCACUGAAAACAGUAUCUACACUUGAGGUUCAGAUUGUCGAUUACAAAUAUAAGGAACUUGGGUUUUUGGACCAGCUGCAGAUCACUCAUAACACGGACAUAUUCAUCGGAAUGCACGGAGCUGGGCUUACCCACUUACUUUUCCUUCCAGACUGGGCCGCUGUAUUUGAACUGUACAACUGUGAAGACGAGCGCUGUUACUUGGACCUGGCCAGGCUGAGAGGCGUCCACUACGUCACUUGGCGAAGGCAGAACAAAGUCUUUCCUCAGGAUAAGGGCCACCACCCAACUCUGGGGGAGCAUCCGAAAUUCACCAACUACUCUUUUGACGUAGAAGAAUUCAUGUACCUCGUCCUUCAGGCUGCAGACCACGUAUUGCAACACCCAAAGUGGCCUUUUAGGAAAAAGCAUGAUGAGCUAUAAAUGUGCUGAAUCUGUCUGCAAAAGUCUGCGUAAACGUCCCACCACCGAGACUCAGAGUUAAGUCAGUAAAACACCUUGUUAUUUCCUAGCCCCAAAUUACCCUUUUCUAUACCAAAACAUGCCUUCAGGAUAGUACUUACGUGUUUCAGAGUCUUUAGCUGUUUCCUGUGAUUUUUGUGUCGUAGCUAUUUAUCAAGAUACCGUUUUUGCACUGAAACCUUUAUCUUUACAGUCCAAAAAUAAGGCUGUACUAGGCUCACGAGUACACUUGGGCUUCUUAGGUCGACCAAAGUUUUCACCUUUCUUGGCUUUAGAAUUUGUAAAUGUUUUUGUAGACUACCACGGGAUUAUAAUUCUAGAGGCUUCCAACUUGUUUGUGUUAUAUUUGAGUAAAUUCACAGCUUUUUUAUUUGCCAAAAUCUGUUCAUAACACUAUUUGUGGUAGGAAAGGAAAACAUACAACACACACACACACGCAUACACAGAUGCACAGAGUGUUGUGAUUCUCAGUACAGAGCUACCCCAUGUUAGAGAUCAAAUAGUGUUACAAACAGGUCUCUUUUACCCCUCUCAGAGUUCACACUAACGCCCACAGAAUUCUCUGCUGUGUCUCCUAAGUCAGCUCCAGGUUAUAUGCACCAAGAAUUUGUAUAAACCAUCCUGCUGCAUUCAUUUAUACUAACGGAUUUCAUAUGCAAAUCGUAUUUUCCCUAAACGUUUAACAACUACGUAUGAUAAAAACAAAUUAGAACAUCCCUUAGGGCGUCUUUGGAUACCUUCUAGCUGGUUUCCGCUAAUUCUUUCUUAGCCCUGGAGAGCAUUUAUGUCGAACUUAUGUAUCAGAGGGUCGUGUCCAGUGUGCACGGACCUGUGACGGCACACACCUGCGUGUGUACACCUACCUCUUUUAGCACAGACGUAUUCGCCUUUGAGUUGGAAGGCUGAAGAGUGUUUUUCCUCUAUCAAAAAUAAAGACCAAAAAAAAAAAAAAAAGUAAAGACACGUGAAUUAUCCAUCUCAAAAUGAAAAAGAAGCCAUGAGAAAGUACCAUUGAUUAAAAAGGAUAUCUGAAAUGCAGACCCACUCUUCGGGAUUAAUGUCUCAGCGUUGAUGAACUCUCAAUCCAGGGGUCAGAAACCAUGGAUUUCAUUUACCCGGAAACGUGAAGUUUACAUGUUAUUAACACUUGAGAAAUCUAAUUUAGAGAUGAAUGACUUCUAUUUUUUCAAGUAGAGGAUUAGCAGAGCUGAGAAUUUUUUUAAAAAACGUUUUAGCAUUGUAAAAAAAAAAAAGAGAAUAUGCAACAGAGAGGUAACCUGAGAAACCCCAAGUAGUUGUUACUUGGAGCUUUACAGAACAAGUUCGCUGACCCUGCUUUAAAGGAUUAUGAACAGUCUUCUAGAGUUUAGGGAUAUUUAUUAAAAUCUCUGUAAAGAAAGUAGUGCAUCACUGUAGGAAGAGCUUUGAUUUGGGUGUUAAAAUUGAAAAGAAUGACAACCUAUGAAGUUUUCAAUGAGCGGCGUGGCUACUCUUUGUGCCGAAUAGCGAGUCGCCCCUGGGGAAAGAUUUCCCUUGAAAAGCAAUGUAAAGGCAGCGUUGCACUUCCCAUCAGAGAGGUAUAAACAUCCAGAAAAAGCGUCUGAAAAAAUUGUCAAUGUCUACAUUCUUACCUCAUUUUAAGAAGUAUGUAGAAAUGCGAUUCUAUAGACUAGCAAGCAUUCCAGAAACUGAGGACAGUUGCAUAAUACACCUAUUAUAUUUGAAUAUUUUGCAUUUAUGGAAAGAAUGCUUUUAUAUAAAUGAGUACAUUUGACACUUUAUGGAAUUAGCUUUUAUCAGACUUUGUAUAUGGGAGCAAAAGGAUCUUUAAAUGGCUAUAAAAUUUAAAUGUAGAGUGCUUUUUUAAAUUAAGUCUUGAAAAGAGAUGCAUUUCAUUGUUUAUACAUUUUGGGUAUGACUUUGGAAUAAAUCUUUUUAUAUUUUAUUUGAAUGCCA